Molecule: messenger RNA, 5776 nt
Organism: Pristis pectinata (smalltooth sawfish)
Lineage: Eukaryota; Metazoa; Chordata; Chondrichthyes; Rhinopristiformes; Pristidae
Product: ALS2 C-terminal-like protein
Exons: 27
Coding region: 204-3179 (991 amino acids)
Source: RefSeq, a predicted model, not a curated record
GCUGAACUGUACUUCCUUAUUGAGGCAGUUUACUCUACAGUGGAAUAUUCUUGGUUUCAUAACCUUGCACUGUUGAUGCUGGCAGAUGUGAAACAUUAAUCCUUAUAGGACAAAUUAAGCAUCACUGCAACAGUAGCAAUAAACUAAACUGAAAACAAUCUGCUGAACAAGAUGGAAAUUCUGAAACUCACUUGAGCCACAGAAUGGACCCGAGUUGUCCAGUCCAGCGGACUGAUUCAGAUGUACUGCCGCAAAGGUCAAGGUUUUCUGUUAAUUGGAUGACACCUUGCUCGAAAUCUGUGUCAAGCACCAGGCAAUCUGCCAAUAUAGGGCCAGAUGUUAAGGAGAAAUACCAAAGGGAAGCUGCCUACCUCUUCAAGUUGGAACAGUCCUUCAAGAAUUUGUUGACUGACAUUAAAGCUCAGAUUCUGCAGCCUCUUGUCAAGGCUGAAGCUUCUGAUCUAAAGUCCCGGUCACAGCUGAAAGAAUCUCUCUUUGUCUUGGAGGAAAGCUUGGAGGCGCUGUGCAAUCAGACAGAAGAACACUGUUUGCACCUUAGUGAAAGAUUCAACACUUCAACCCACAAGGAGCUUUACCUGCUCAAAAAUGCACAGCAGCUUAAGGAGAUAUACGUUAUGUACUUCAUGGCUUUCACAAACUAUGUUGUCCUUUGUGGCUUUGAGCACAUUGCAAAACAAACCAGUGACUAUUGGAAAAAGAACAAGAAAACUCUGAAGGGUUUUCACUUGGAUUCAACCUCUCUUCCCAUGAGCCUGCAACGAAUCUUUCAUGAGCCCAUACGCCUACAGGUCCAGAAGUAUAUCGACGUCCUCAGGAAACUCAGCUGUGGCUUGAUAAAGAACCCUGAGUCAAAACCUACCACGGAUGCUCUUGUGACUUUCAUAGAUCUUGACAAGUGGAUUCAACAGACACUGGAUGUGGCAUCUUCAACCAAAGCUCUCUGGAGCUCUCUUGGAAGCAAAUUAACAGACCUCUUGUUUCUUCCAGAGCGCCGGUUAUGGGAAGACAGCAACAACAUCCCAGCAUCCAGCGGCGAUGCCAGGCUCUUGCUUUUUGAUGACAGCCUGGUGAUCAUUCAGGGUUCAGAAGCCAGCAGCUACAAGCUCAACAUAGUCUGGAUGGAAAGACUUAUUGACACCAGCUCUGAAAGGAAUCAGUUGAAGAUCAUUGUUCCAGAGGAAGAAUUUAUAUUCAACAUGCAGGAUCCCAAGAGUAUGAUGGUUUGGUUUUGGAAGCUGAAUCAAGCCAUUCGACAGUUCUUGGAUGGGAAGCUGGAUUUCCCUUUGUGGGGUGAGGGCAGCACUGAGAAUUCAUACAACGUGCCUGCUUGCCGUUUUGCUGCCUAUACUUUUGUCAACAAUCCUCGAUUUAAGGCUGCCAUCUAUGAGGGAGACUGGUACAAGGGGAAACCCCAGGGCAGUGGAAUCAUGAAAUGGCCAGAUGGGCGAAACUAUGCUGGACAAUAUGAAGGAGGUCAGGAACAUGGGUUUGGUGUAUACAUCACUCCUGGAGGGCCGGAGAGUUUUGACUGUUACAAGUGUCACUGGAAAAUGGGAAAGAUGCAUGGUUACGGCAUCUGUGAGUAUGGAAAUGGUAUGAUUUAUAAAGGUUACUUCCAAGACAACCAAAGACAUGGAUUUGGAAUUCUACACAACUCUGGAUUGAAAAAGCUUGCCUUUAAGUAUGUGGGGCACUGGGAGAAUGAUAAAAAAACAGGAUAUGGAGUGCUUGAUGACCCUGACAGAGGAGAGAGGUACAUUGGCUCAUGGCUAGAAGACUGUAAACAUGGAAAUGGCAUUGUUAUCACACAAUCAGGACUCUGCUACGAGGGCAACUUCCAAAACAACAAGAUCACUGGUCCUGGAACAAUUUUGUCAGAGGAUGAUUCUGCCUAUGAAGGAGAGUUUACAGAAGACCUAGUUCUAACUGGAAAGGGAAAACUCACCUUUAGCAGUGGAUACAGCAUUGAGGGAUUGUUCAGUAACAAGUGGGGAAGUGGGUUGAAGACCAGUGGAAUAUUCUCCAAACCUCCCAACGAGUUAGACCCUUUGAUCACCAGCAAACUCCAACUGGGUAGUCACAUCACACCAGCUAAAGAUCGAUGGCAGGGGAUCUAUGAUCAGAUUCAGGAAUUCCUCAAAUCGGGCUCUGAUGAGAGUUCAAUGGAGUCCUUCCUUGGAUUUUAUUCAGAGAAUGGCAAGGAACACCGGAAAAAUCUGAAGAACAGGGUGACAACUACUAAAAGUCCUGAAGAAUUUCUGUCUUGUGAUGGCCCAAAUGAUGCCACUUCUGAGAAGAUCACACAAAAUCAGGGUAACUUGGCUGAGGGAAAACAGCUGAAGCAGUACUUGAAGAAGGCUUUUGAGUCUACCCAUCAUCCUCUAGGAAAACUACUCCAGACACUAAUUCUGGUUUUCCAGGACACAUUUUCUGGUAUUUGUAUGUAUAAACGGUUACUCUCAAUGGCACAGCAGGAAUUGGUGUCCCAUGCCAAUAAGCUUUUUGAACUGGCCAGGUAUUUCUUGCCCAAGUCACUGGAGAAAGAAUAUUAUUCCACUGAAGGUACCAUCAGUGAAGACUUAAAUGCUUACACGGUGAUUCUUCCCCUAAUCUUGCCACGGUUCUAUCCUGAUCUCUUCAUGCUCUAUAUGCUGUAUCACGAGGCUGAGGAUUCAAGAUAUUGGAAGGGAAUAUUACAUCUGGAGUGUCUCUCUGACACUAAGCUCCUGGAGUUCCUAGAGGUACAAAAGAACUUGUGGCCUCUUCAAGAUCUGCAUCUGACAAGCAACCAGAGAGUUUCCAUUGUAAAAGAUGUGUGCUUCACUUCUGCCAUCCUGUGUUUCCAAAAGAUAAGUACUACAGCAGACCCUCAGGAGAAGUUGGACACUAUCAUGAAAACCUAUCGAGAGAUUGAGAGAACAGUAACCCGAGUGCUGAACAGAGAGUACAAUCUUCCCAUGGACGACUUGCUGCCGCUGCUGGUUUAUGUGGUGUCCAGAGCAAAAAUCCAGCAUCUGGGUGCAGAACUCCACUUAAUUCGAGACAUGAUGGAUCCUUCCACUGUGGGUGGGAUGAAUGACUUCCUGCUUACUGCUCUAGAUUCUUGCUACCAACAUAUUCAGAAAGAGGAAAUCCGAUUCAGUAAUCUGCCUAAAUGAUGGCCAAUUACGAGAAAGAACGAAGGCAAAGCACUACAGGAAUGUUGAUCCUGGAGAACAUGGAAUAUUGUUGAAGAGUGGAGCUGCAGUAGACCAGGUCCUCUUCCAGCACAUCAUUUGACAUUUAAAUAGUAUCAGGCAGAAUUUCAUCCAAUCCUGGAAGAUCCCUCAAACUUCACUUCAAAAUGGAUUCAACUUAAUAGCAGGCUAUUAAGGCUUCACCUUAAAACACUUUCAGCAACUGUAAUUAAAGGUUAGGGUAGGACUCUCUCCUCAAAUGCCACCAUAACAUAAAAACAAGACAGCAAAUGAUUUUACCAUUAAAGUCAUUUAUUUUAUCUUUGGAGGAAUGCGACUCCAUGCAUCUUCAGAAUUCAAGCACACACUCCAAAGUUACUCUCAAGGAACAGGAGUGUUAUUUCAGCUAUGUCACAGAAUCAAUCAAUCUGCCAAGUAGCUUCUAUUCCUGCAAAGAAUUUUCAGCCUCAGUUUCCAAUCUGACCUAAUAAAUAAAGCAGUGCAGCAAUUUAUAUUCCUGGAGUUGUAAUGAAUGGCCUGGACAAAUAGUAAGUGACUGUCAUUUUCCAAUUUUUUCAGACUUACAACUAUCUAGGCUACCUAUCCAGAGUUCCUCUUUAUUCAUGGGAAUCCUUAAUAAUUGUUCAAAGUUAAUGAUAUUGGGCAGACUAACUUAAAAUUAGAUGAGAUAAAUCAAAUAACUAAUAUUGGACUUUGAAAAGCUGUACAAUAUAGGAUAAAAAGGAGGUAAGAAAUUUAGUUUGGGCGUCCUGGAAAGAGAAUUGGUGUGACUCUUUUAUUUAAACAGGCAUGCACUAAAGAAGCUUAAAUAAUCUGGAGAAAAAUUGUUAAAAGGACUCACCAAGGUCCAUUUUAAAGCACAUAAGGAGUGUAUUGAAAAUAUUGGUUGCUCAUCUUAACUGGUUAAAGCAUAGGCUGAAAGAAAAUGCUUUAACUUUCAGUCAGAUUUAUCUUGGGGGAAGUUGCAACCCAAUAUUCAAGGUGCAGUUGGACUCUUGGCUGACAUAAAGGGCACAAAACAAGGUACGGAUUGAAUAUUUUUUCUUAUACUUUUCCCAUGUGAUGUUGGUCUGGGACCACCAUCUAGUUUUUGAAAAUGAAAGGUGUAUAUAUAUCAUUGUAGUACUGGUGGUUAAAAGAAUAUACUCAGAACUUUGUAUAAACUGUUUUCCCCCUUGCAACUAUUAUGACAUUAAAUUUGUAAAUACUUGUGGGAUAAUAUGAUAAAUUUCUUCAGUGGGCUAAAACUGAAAGGCCUGUUGAUUUACAUUUCCCAUUCCUACAAUUUCACUUCAAAGAAUCCAAAAGCUAUUUAAUUUUAUGGGCCAUUAGCAGUGACUCAGUCACAUCUGUGAGGAAUGUUUGUGUAUAAUUAGAUAAGGGAAUUAAUGAAUGUCAGAAUAAGUUUGUAUAUUUUGCUUUUGUAAACAAAUAUUUUAACAUUUAUUCAUAUUACCAAUUAUGUAAUCCUGAAAUCAAUUUUUGCACAUUGGUUUGUCUUCUGCAUUUAAACAGUACAUGACUUGGAAGGUGGUGGAAAGUUCUAUGCCUGUAAAGCAAUAAAAUAAAUUGAAGAAAAUGCAGCUUGGUGCAUCUUAAUAGCUCUACACGUCGAUGCUGGAUGGAAUCUGGGUCAAGCUCACUCUUAUCUGCAACUGAAUUCCAUAUUUUUCACUGACAAAGUUAGCAGAAGCAGAAAUCCUGGCUGAUUCUGUCUACCCUUCCUCAACUCUUCCUGAUAUCUGAAUGACUUAUAAGACUUAAUUCAACAUCUGUUUCAGCUAAGAUCACUUAACUCUAGAGAUUUCAAGUUUAAUUUUCAACUACCUGCAGGGGUGACUGAACCUCCCAUGGUCUAAGUUGAGAUCGUCUGUGCCAAGUUUACUCUACCUGGUGCACUUACUGAUUAAACCAUGACUCUGUUUUGUUUGUUCACCUUAAUUUUAUACUGUUUAAACAAUUAGUAAACAGGUGUGUAGUGUUUCUGAAAAUCCUGUUACUGAUGUGUUUGUCUAAAUUUCUUAUUUCAGCAGUAACUUGGUUUUGUAUGUGUUGUUAUGAGUUAUCAACUACAACCCAAGGAAUAGGUCUAGAUUGAAAAUACUUCCUAACCUUUUUCCACAUACUGACCAGCCCUGUGCAUUUUUUUUAAUAGAAGUUAUUUCAUUUUCACUGACCUCUGGGAAAAGGAUGCACUCUCUUAAUUGCACUUGGACCACAACUCUGAUCUGGUUCCAGUCUCGGCUACCUCAGCACAGCUUUCACAGCGAGGUUUCAGAAAAGCCAAAAAUACCCCCAUUCCAAAUCAGUAGUGAAAAUAUAAGAAUAAAAUAUUUCCCUAUCCAACAAUUGUUUUGAAAUAUAACUUUAGUUAUUUUUCAACACAUAUCACUUUUACUUAAAUGAAAUUUUUGUGCGCUAUCAUAUGUUGAAUGUACCAUUCCUGAGAUUAAGAACCCAACUCCUCAGAGGCUGCUGCACUAUGUUGCAACCCAACACAUAGCUGGUCUGCAACAGAUCUUCUAGCAUGGAUAAGGAAGACAAGCCAGUGACUGUAU